Messenger RNA from Orcinus orca (killer whale), 4262 nucleotides. It is a transcript of the gene DNMT3B, whose product is annotated as DNA methyltransferase 3 beta. Gene Ontology annotation, biological process: negative regulation of transcription by RNA polymerase II. Gene Ontology annotation, molecular function: DNA (cytosine-5-)-methyltransferase activity, acting on CpG substrates; DNA binding. The transcript is spliced from 22 exons. Bases 329 to 2839 code for a protein of 836 amino acids. Lineage: Eukaryota; Metazoa; Chordata; Mammalia; Artiodactyla; Delphinidae. Gene Ontology annotation, cellular component: nucleus. The record is from RefSeq and is a predicted model, not a curated record.
CCCACCCACUCCAGCUGCCCGGUCCUGCCCGCGCCGCUUCCUCGCAGCAGCCGCCCCUCCCACGGCCCGGCGGCCGCAGCCCGCGUGGACGCCCCGAGCGCCCCCCGACGGACGCCACCGGCCCACCGGCAGGCGGGCGAGCGGGCGGCCGCCGCGCCCGGCCGGCAGCGCGGGGGUUAAGUGGCCAAGUAAACGUAGCUCGGCGAUCGGCGCCGGAGAUUCGCUAGCCGAGCGCCCUGCGCGGCCGCCCGCCGGCCUCCCGCCAGCCUGUCCGGAUCCGCGGCUAGACCGCGGAGCCGCGCCCGAGCCAGGCUCUCGGCAGGAAACAAUGAAGGGAGACACCAGACAGCUCAACGGAGAGGAGGACGCCAGCAGGAGGGAAGACUCCAUCCUCACCAACGGGGGCUGCAGUGACCAGUCUUCCGACUCCAAGGACGCGCCCUCGCCCCCAAUCCUGGAGGCUAUCAGCAGCCCGGACAUCAGAGGCCGCCGCUCAAGCUCACGACUGUCUAAGAGGGAGGUCUCCAGCCUGCUAAGUUAUACUCAGGAUCUGACGGGCGAUGGAGAUGGCGAAGGGGAAGAUGGAGACGGCUCCGACACUCCAGUGAUGCCAAAACUCUUCCGUGAAACCAGGACUCGGCCAGAAAGCCCAGCUGUCCGAACUCGAAAUAACAACAGUACCUCCAGCCGGGAGAGGCACAGGCCCUCCCCACGUUCCACCCGAGGCCGGCAGGGCCGCAACCACGUGGAGGAGUCCCCCGUGGAAUUCUCAGCUACCAGGUCCCUGAGGCGGCGGACAGGAUCAUCUGCAGGUGCGCCAUGGCUGUCCCCUGCCAGCCCCUACCUCACUAUUGACCUCACAGAUGAUGAAGUGGUGCCCCAGAGCAGCAGUACGCCCUAUGCCCGCCUGGCCCAGGACAGCCAGCAGGAGAGCAUGGAGUCACCGCAGGUGGACGCAGAGGGCAGAGAUGCAGACAGCACUGAGUAUCAGGACGGGAAAGAGUUUGGAAUAGGGGAUCUCGUGUGGGGAAAGAUCAAGGGUUUCUCCUGGUGGCCUGCCAUGGUGGUGUCCUGGAAGGCCACCUCCAAGCGUCAGGCAAUGUCUGGCAUGCGGUGGGUUCAGUGGUUUGGCGACGGCAAGUUCUCCGAGAUACCAGCAGAUAAGUUGGUGGCCUUGGGGUUGUUCAGCCAGCACUUUAACCUGGCGACCUUCAAUAAGCUGGUCUCUUACAGGAAGGCCAUGUACCACGCUCUGGAGAAAGCCAGGAUGCGGGCUGGCAAAACCUUCCCCAGCAGCCCUGGAGACUCGCUGGAGGAUCAGCUGAAGCCCAUGUUGGAGUGGGCCCACGGGGGCUUUAAACCCACCGGGGUCGAGGGCCUCAAACCCAACAACAGGCAACCAGAGAACAAGACACGAAGACGCACAGCUGACGACUCCGCCACUUCUGACUACUGCCCCCCAGCCAAGCGCCUCAAGACAAAUUGUUAUAACAAUGGCAAAGACCGAGGAGAGGAGGACCAGAGUCGAGAGCAAAUGGCUUCAGAUGUUUCCAACAACAAGAGCAAUCUCGAAGAUAGCUGUUUGUCCUGUGGUAGGAAAAACCCCGUGUCCUUCCACCCUCUCUUUGAGGGUGGACUCUGCCAGACAUGCCGGGACCGGUUCCUUGAGCUGUUCUACAUGUACGACGACGACGGCUACCAGUCCUACUGCACCGUGUGCUGCGAGGGCCGCGAGCUGCUCCUUUGCAGCAACACGAGCUGCUGCCGGUGCUUCUGCGUGGAGUGCCUGGAGGUGCUGGUGGGCCCGGGCACGGCAGCGGACGCCAAGCUGCAGGAGCCCUGGAGCUGCUACAUGUGCCUGCCCCAGCGCUGCCAUGGCAUCCUGCGGCGCCGCAAGGACUGGAGUGUGCGCCUGCAGGCCUUCUUCACCAGCGACCCGGGGCUCGACUACGAAGCCCCCAAGUUAUACCCUGCGAUUCCCGCAAACCGAAGGCGACCCAUUCGAGUCUUGUCCCUGUUUGACGGAAUUGCGACAGGGUACUUGGUCCUCAAAGAAUUGGGCAUCAAAGUGGAGAAAUAUGUCGCCUCCGAAGUAUGUGAAGAGUCCAUCGCCGUUGGAACUGUUAAGCAUGAGGGCAAUAUCAAAUAUGUGAACGACGUCAGGAAUAUCACAAAGAAAAAUAUUGAAGAAUGGGGCCCCUUUGACUUGGUGAUUGGUGGAAGCCCAUGCAAUGAUCUCUCAAAUGUGAACCCUGCCAGGAAAGGCCUGUAUGAGGGCACAGGCCGGCUCUUCUUUGAGUUCUACCACCUGCUGAAUUACACACGCCCCAAGGAGGGUGAAGACCGGCCUUUCUUCUGGAUGUUUGAGAAUGUGGUGGCCAUGAAGGUUGGCGACAAGCGGGACAUCUCUCGGUUCCUGGAGUGUAAUCCAGUGAUGAUUGAUGCCAUCAAAGUGUCUGCUGCUCACAGAGCCCGAUACUUCUGGGGCAACCUGCCCGGGAUGAACAGGCCUGUGAUAGCAUCAAAGAAUGAUAAACUCGAGCUGCAGGACUGCCUGGAGUUCAAUAGGACAGCAAAGUUAAAGAAAGUACAGACAAUAACCACCAAGUCGAACUCGAUCAGACAGGGGAAAAACCAACUUUUCCCUGUUGUCAUGAAUGGCAAAGAAGAUGUUUUGUGGUGCACUGAGCUAGAAAGGAUCUUCGGCUUUCCCGUACACUACACAGAUGUGUCCAACAUGGGCCGUGUUGCCCGCCAGAAGCUGCUCGGGAGGUCCUGGAGUGUACCUGUCAUCCGACACCUCUUCGCCCCCUUGAAGGACUACUUUGCCUGUGAAUAGUACCCCAGGCACCAGGGCGUGUGGGCAGAGCCACGACCCAGGAGGUGCACCCAGGCUCUGCCCUUCCCAGCUCAGCUGUGUGGGGUCGGGCCGAGUACCUCGUCGGGAGCAGAGCUGCCUUGUCCCCUCCUGGCAGGGGGACCCCGAGGUGCCAUCUCCUUGUGCACAAUUCAGACCUGGCCGCUCGGAGCGGCCAGACACGGUGCUCAUUUUGUCUUCUAAAAUUUUAAAACUUGAAAUAGGUAGUAAGAUGGCUUUUUUUUCCCUCCUGGGUUUACCGCUCAGAGAAACGAUGGCUAAGAUACCAAAACCACAGUGCCGACAGCUCUCCGAUACUCAGGUUAAUGCUGAAAAAUCACCCAAGACAGUUACUGCAAGACUUUAAUUUUUUAAAUGUCUGCAGCUCCUUGUUUCCAGGAGUGUGUGGCAGUAGACAUGUAGCUAAGGGACCUUUUAAGGGCCUAGGAUGGUUUCUUCUAGGGCUAGCAGAAGAGGACAUGAUGUCCAUGUCUGUCUUGAAUUUUCCCCGGCACGUUCCCCUGGCCUCAGUAUAAAGGGCUGGGAUCCGGGGCCCAUUUAGAGUAUUUUCCACAAGGAUGGUGAUUUCAGCCGGGAUGACAUCAUCAUCACUUUCAGGGCUAUUUUUUUUCCCCAUAAACCCAAGGGCAGGGCUACCCUUAGCUAAAUCCCUCCCAGUGACUGCAAUAGACCCCUCUGGAAGCUCAGGAAGGGGUGGGCUGGGUUAUAAGCUGCCAUGUAUUGUGUAGACAGGUAUGGCUUCUCACUGUCUUCCCCCCUUCCCCGUGUGAGGGGGGAGAAGGAGAAGGCUUAGGUAAGAUGCCCCCCACCCAUCCCCCCACCCUCCAGACUACUACGCAGGCACAGGUCCCCAGAUUAGAAGUAUGACACCCCAAUUCCUUAGGCUUCUCUAAACUCAGCAGUGACAGCCAGGGGCAGAAGCACAUUCCUCGCACUUUCCCCUCAUCUAAGAGACUGCAGGGGGAAAACUGCAAUAAAAGCUCGACCCUCCCUCCAGAGAUUUUAAAGUCCUUUUUUAUUCCAUGAUAAAUCGAUAAAUCGUUUUUAGGGGGAGUGGGAGGUUGGACAAGCUGCAUUUCAGAAAUGCUGUCGUAAUGGUUUUUAACACCUUUUACUCUUCUUACUGGUGCUAUUUUGUAGACUAAGGAACAAUGUUGACAGGUUUUGUGGGAGGUUUUUUAUACACUUUUUUUUUUAAAUCUCAGACAUCUAUUUUUGUUUUAACAUUUUCAUAAUUUUUUUUUUUUUUUGUAACUGGAGCCAUGUAACAAAGUAUGGGGAAAAAUUGUGCCUUGUUUCAACAGUUUUGCUAAUUUUUAGGCUGAAAGAUGACAGAUGCCUAGAGUUUACCUUAUGUUGAAUUAAAAUCAGUAUUUCUCUAACA